Molecule: messenger RNA, 4316 nt
Organism: Procambarus clarkii (red swamp crayfish)
Lineage: Eukaryota; Metazoa; Arthropoda; Malacostraca; Decapoda; Cambaridae
Source: RefSeq, a predicted model, not a curated record
UGUGUGGCAGCCGUGCUGUGUUAACGUGUUGGCGCAGAGCUCUCUCCUCUUGCCUCCCCUCACACGCGCGCACACUCAUGGGCUGCCCCGCUUAAAAUGCAAACUUUGUCACUUAUUCAGCAGAAAGGAGAAAAAUGUUGUUUGAGGCGUGGUGCAGUUCUUGUGUAACUUGCUUGCCUGUGUGUUUACUGCUUUACCAGAGGAAUUAGUGUACAUUAAUGGGCCUCUUCAGUGUUGGAGUUGCAAACAAGAUCUGGUGGUCAAUUUAGAAAAGUAUGCAGUUGUAGUAAAAUGCAGUUACAAGAUACAGUAGUUAGAUUCUAAAUUUGCCUGAAGAUGAAUUAAAUUGGCAUAUUUAAACUGUUAAUGUACAUCCAUUUUGAAAGUUAUUCAAUUCUUUAUUAAUGUAAAACAAUUGCAGUAAUUCUAAUUAAUUUGGAAGAUCAAUUAUUGGUUUGGUAAAAAUGUGUGACUUGGAAUGCAUUGAGGUUGGUGAGGGUGUUGCACAGGUUUCUCAGUCAAGCCAAAAUAUGGAGUGUAAAUCAUUUGCACUGAAACGUGAACUUCUUGAUGAGGUGUAUGAGGAAAUUUAUAGUCACGGUAUACAGUCUUCUGCAAAUAUGAAGAAUGAAAAUCAUUCCUGGAAAGCAUCAUGUGUGAAAAUAGAGAAGACUGAACCAUUCUUUCAUGAGGAAGAAAAGUUUGCGCAUCCUAAUGAAAGGAAAGGUUGUGGUGAAUCCUUGAGGAAUAGUUUAGAUAGAAUAUCUCUGUAUAAUGUAAUAAAAGUAGAGCCACGUACAGAGUUAAGUGCACAAUGUACAGAGAAACCAAAGGAAAAUAAAAAAAAAGACAUCAUGCUAAAUUGUGUGAAAAUUAAAGCCAAACACUCAGGAACCCCCAAAAAACAGAAGAAAACAAAAGCCAAACAAUUAACUCAACCUUCUAAACAAAGGAAGAUAAGUUUAAACACCAGAGAUGACUCAAUGUCAUGUACCAACAAUGUUAAAGAUGAUGCUCACACUAAAAUUAGUGAUAUACCAGUGUCAGAAAAUCCAGAAACUGAACAGGCACACACUAAUUUUCAAGCAAAUGGAAGCAAAACAAUGUUGUGUAAUGCCUCAGCUGUAAAUAAGCCCAGAGAGAGCAUUUUAAGCACCAGAGAUGACACAAUGACAGUGUCAUGUACCAAGAAUAUUAAAGAGGCCCCUUGCACUAGUAUUAUUGAAUUCCCAACUUCAGAAAAUCCUGAAACUGAACAUAAACACACUAAUUUUCAAGCAUAUGAAAGUAAAACGGUAUCAUGUAAUAACUUGAUUGCAAAUAAACCUAAAAUUGAAUUAGAACCUAGAGUGGCUGAUGUAAUGCCUCGUAAUAAAGUGCAGAUUUUUCCCAGUUCCUCAGGAAUGUGUCGGUCCCCACUAGACAAGCCAUCAGACCCUCACAAUAGAAGCAAAAAUAAGGUUCAAACUUUUGAUAGGAAAAGGAACAAUCACAACUCCUCGCGAUGGUUUCAUAGGACAAAAGGCCAAAAACAGUUGUCAUUGGGAGAUGUCUCUACGAGGAGACCAUUGCACAAUGGCUCUCAAAGUUUACGCUGGCAGGACCAAGGUGGUGGUGGCGUUUGGCAGGGCCAAGGAGGUGGUGGCGUUUGGCAGGGCCAAGGAGGUGGUGGCGUUUGGCAGGGCCAAGGAGGUGGUGGCUGGCAGGGCCAAGGAGAUGGUGGUGUCUGGCAGGGCCAAGGAGAUGGUGCCUGGCAGGGCCAAGGAGAUGGUGCCUGGCAGGGCCAAGGAGAUGGUGCCUGGCAGGGCCAAGGUGGUAGUGCCUGGCUGGGCCAAGGCCUAGGUGCUUGGCUGGGCCUAGGUGCCUGGCUGGGCCAAGGCCUAGGUGCCUGGCAGGGCCAAGGCCUAGGUGCCUGGCAGGGCCAAGGCCUAGGUGCCUGGCAGGGCCAAGGCCUAGGUGCCAGGCAGGGCCAAGGCCUAGGUGCCAGGCAGGGCCAAGGCCUAGGUGCCAGGCAGGGCCAAGGACGAGGUGCUAGGCAGGGCCAAGGACGAGGUGCCUGGAAGGGCCAAGGACGAGGUGCCUGGCAGGGCCAAGGACGAGGUGCCUGGCAGGGCCAAGGACGAGGUGCCUGGCAGGGCCAAGGAGGUGGUGCCUGGCAGAGCCAAGGUUGUACAUUCCCUGGAAACAGUAACUGUAUAAAUGAACAGCAAAGUAAAUAUAGGGCAUUGAAAUUUCAACAAAAACACACUAAAAACAAUAUUCGGGUAAACCCAAUAAGUAGGUUUAGUAAUGGUGGUACUUGGCCAAAAUCACUGCAAAGCAGAGCCAAUGUAACUGAGCUCUGCAAUCAUAAAAGUGAUAAAGCAAGUAGUAUAGUGACUGAGCAGGCUGGUAUUAAGCAGUGUGAUGAAAAUGGAGAAGUUGGUACGAAGUGUGGCAUUAGUAACGUUAAAUGUAAUAAGUUGGACAUGGUAGAUAGAGGUGAAAAUAUUACACUUGGGGAGAAUGGUGCCUCACAAGAAAGAGAUAAUGGUGAAUCAGCCAUUAUGUUCAAUGAGACUGAGGUACAGUGCGAUGAGGUUCAACACCAUAGUUGCAUGCAUGACUCGGAAGAUGUUAAACAAGAUAAAAGUCAAAAUUGUCAACAAAGCACAAACUCUCUGGAGUCGGCAAUCAAUACUGAGGACUGUAAAUUGCUUGAUGGAAUUGCACAUGAUCAAGCCAUUAAGAUUCUAGAGACCAGUGACAGUAAUAAGAACACUUCAUUUAAGAAAGAUAAUUUAUCAGAAGAGGAAGAUGAAUGUUGUAUACUGACUUCACGCAAAUUGUUUUGUCCUUCACUUAAUAGUACUGUAAUUUUUGAAGAUGCGAAUGAAUUACCCGCCAUCUUGAAGUCUGGUGAAAACACAGUGUGCAAUAAGACUGAGGAGCAAUGUGACGAGAUGCAGUGUGACGAGGAUCAGCACGGAGAGGAUCAGCGCGGCGAGGUUCAGCGCGGCGAGGUUCAGCGUGACGAAGUUCAACACCAUAGUAACAUACAUGACUCUGAAGAUGUUAAAAAUUAUAAAAAUCACAAUUCUCAACAAAACAUAAAAUCUUUGGAGCCAGCAAUCAAUACUGAGGACUGCAACUUGCUGGGUGGAAUUGCACAUGAUCAAGCCAUUGAGAUACUAGAGACCAGUGACAGCAAUAAGAGCGCUUCAUUUAAAAAAAAUAAUUUCCCAGAAGAUGAUGAUGAAUGUUGCAUUCUGAAUGCAAGCAAAUCUUCUUCACUUAAUAGUACUGUUAUUUUUGAAGAUGUGAAUGAAUUACCCGCCAUCUUGAAGUCUAAUGAAAACAAUGGAGAUGAUGAAGAGAUUGAAAUUACAUGGGAAAAAAUUAAAUGUAGACCAGCGGUUAUUCCAUUGGUUGAUAUCACCAAUCCUGACUGCAAGGCUGAGUGUCCUGUAUAGGUGAUCUCUUAUGACUCGUGAUUCCAUUGGUUGAAGAAAACUAACUUUCAGGCUUAUAUAAUUAACAGGUAAUUUUAUAAACCCAACAUAAAAUACAUUUUUCAGAAACCACCAGCCAGAUCAAUCUUGAAAAUUAAUACUGUACCGAUGUGUGAAAUAAUGUCAACAAACUGUGUAUUCAAAGAUGCCUUAUUGUAGAUCAUAUUGUUUAGUAUGAUGUUGGCAGCAGCCCUGAGCACUUGGACAAGUGCUGCAGUUGGUGCAGGUGUAAAUGUAUAAUUGGCAUUUUUGUAAGGUGUGGGGAAGGGAUGUACAUAGUACAAAACAUGUUCCUAUAGAAUUACAUAAACUAUCUGUGUGUAAGACACAUUUGUGUUGCAUACUAUUUCUGCUUUAACACAAUAUUUGUAAGUUGCUAUUGUUACCAAGUUAUUUGUUUUUAAGUGUUAAAUUGCAUUAAUUAAUAAGAAAUACAGUACAGAUUUAAUUACAAUUCUUUAUUUUUUUAAGAGUAUAUAAUUUGUAUUUUAGUUUUGUUUGGGACAUUUUUGUUUUAGUUUGGGUUUGUUUGGUUACCAAAGUUUCAGAAGAAUGUGCAUUACUAAUUUAUAACAAAAUGGAAAGAAUAUUUUGAAUGUGUUCAUAAAUACUGUACAGUGUACAGGUAUUUGAAAUAUUUCUGAAAUAUUAUUGCUUGGCAAAGUCUUAAUACUAAAAAAAUUACUGCAGAACAUUUCUAAUUUUAAGUACAGUACUGUAUUUGUAAUGAAGUCAUUAUUAUACAGUAAUGCAUUUGCUGUUGUGUAAAUUCAUUACUGUAUGUGGGUAUAAAAUAUGCAAAUAAGAUAAAUUUUCUAUGUUAAA